GACGAAAUUCCGAGCGAGCGAAAUGUUCAGUGUGCGUGUGUGUGCCGCGCCGUGUGUAUGUGUGUGUCGACGAGGUAGUGACAGAAGCCUUAACAUUGGACACACACCAUGGCAUCAAAGCAGGGCUACCAGCCGGCCCCCACCACCGUUGUCUCCGCCGCUGGAACAGGUGAAGCGCCGCGCAGACCCGGCCUUGUGAGAAGAGGUAUCCAGUUCGGCAGCAUAGUCCUGGGCGUCCCCUGCGUCGCCUGCCUCGCAGUCUUCGGCGCCGUGUGCCUCCUUCUCCCCGGAGUCAUCUGGCUCUCGAUCCUUGAUGAAGACGAUGACGAUGCUGAGGACGUGGUGCCUGGCAUCGUCUUGGUGGCACUGGGAGCGUUCUUCCUGAUCAUGUCGGGAGUGCUGUGCUGCGUUAUCAAGAGGAAAUACAGAGAAUUUCACGACCAGAAUUUCGGAAGCCCCGGUCGCGUUAUAGCUACCCCCGGCCAGCCACAGCCUCCACAUCCUGCAGCCAUGCAACACCCUCCUGCAGCCAUGCAACCCCCUCCUGCAGCCAUGCACCCUGCUCCUUCCGCCCCCUACCCUACGGCACCCGGCGAAGGGAUGGUGGUGCCGGAUCCUACAGUGCCAGAGGGCCAGAUGUACCCCCAUGUGCCUGUGGAUUACAACGCCGGAGCCCUGCCACCGAAAGGGGGUCUCCCUCCAGAUCAGCCCCCUCCUUAUUCGCCUUAAGGAAGUUGUCAUCUCUCUUCUUCUCUCCUUCCUUCCUUAUUCUCUAACCUUACCAAAAAGGGGAGUUUUAGAUCCCUCUUCUCUUUUUUUUCUGUCCUCUGCCCCACGUUUUUUGGUCGUGAUGUCGUUAUUCCCCCCUUUCUCUUCUCCUCUUCCCCCUUCAUUCCUUUUCUCCUCUUCUCCUUUCUUUCUUUUCUCCUCUUCUCCUUCCUUCGUUCCUCCCAUAUGUCUCCCUGCCUUAGGAUCUCCGAUUUAUUACUUUUAUUUUUUUAUCGUUCCGUCUCUCUUCUCCUUUUUCUUUUUCUCUCUUUAUCUCCCUCAUUACAAUGAGAUUUUUUUUUUCAGUUUUCUUGUGAUUGUAUUCCACAUGAAGACUUUCUGAAUCUGUUUAAGGAAUUGUCUUUUGUUUCUUGAGUGAUACUUAGUAGGUUUACAUAUUUUCUCUUCGUUGCACUUAUUGCAGAUUUUUCUGAAAGGAAGGAAUCCUUCAACUGAAAGGAUUAUAUGUUAUUUUUAUGUUGAAUGUUUCACACAUAUCAUUAGUGUUGUUAAUAUUAUUAUUAUUAUUAUUAUUAUUAUCAUUAUUAUUAUCAAUAUUAUUAUUAUCAUUAUUAUUAUCAUUAUUAUUAUUAUUAUUAUUAUUAUUAUUACUGUUAUUGUUACUAAUUCAGUGAUAUCAGAUUUAUUUUUAUAUUUUUAGAAAAGGAGAAAGAAAUUAAUCAUCAAUGACGUAAUAACACUGCAAUGUCUAAUGUUAUUUAUGAGUCAUAAACGAUGGUGACGUCAUAUAUUUCUAGAUAUAAUCUAUUUUUAUAUCAUUAAACUGAUGUGAAUAGAUAUAUCAUUUUCAUCUAUAUGCUUAUAAGACGAAAAAGUAUGAAACAGUGCAGAAAGGUAGAUUUUUAUUUUGUCUGCUGCUUAUUUUAUUUAUAUAUUUUAACGCGCAGACGACAAAGUGACGUCACUCAAGAAGUAUUGCAGCGCCAUCUACAUUAUGACGUCAUAGAAUGUGAUGAGGUUCCAAUUAGUAUUAUUGCACUAUUUUUUCCCCUCGUCGCAUUCCCUUCUUGAGUAUAUCAUCUUAGAUUCUCAUUGUCCUUAUCAAAUGAAUUUUCACAUUUGCUAUUUACCAGACGCAACACGUAGAUUUCUUUUUUUUAUUUUAGUUUUUUUUAUGGCUUCUCGAAAGGUGCUGUGGAAGACUUAAAUGUACCUUAAAAGUUUGGCUGUUCCAAGGUCAAACGGUUCGUAGAUUAAGCUUACUGUAGAGACGAAAUUAGAGUCAGUUUCCUUUUGUCUCUCAUCUCUGGUGUAUGUGUUAGCCAUGUUUUAAGAGAUAUCUCUCUUAAUUUGUUUUGUACUGAUUUAUACAGUAUAUUAAAUACACUUCGCUAUUUUGA
This is a messenger RNA of Penaeus monodon (black tiger shrimp), 2129 nucleotides long. RefSeq names its product actin cytoskeleton-regulatory complex protein PAN1-like. Lineage: Eukaryota; Metazoa; Arthropoda; Malacostraca; Decapoda; Penaeidae. The transcript is spliced from 4 exons. The coding region runs from base 109 to 729 and encodes 206 amino acids. The record is from RefSeq and is a predicted model, not a curated record.